AUGACUAUUCACGGUAAUAAAGCUGAUAUUAAAAAUGUUGAUAUGUCAGAAGAGAUGCAACAAGAUGCUAUUGAUAUUACAAUGCAUGCAUUAGAACACUACAAUAUUGAAAAAGAUGUAGCUGCAUAUAUAAAAAAAGAAUUUGAUAAAAAAUAUAAUCCAACAUGGCAUUGUAUUGUGGGCAGACAUUUUGGUUCAUACAUUACGCAUGAAACAAAGCAUUUCAUCUAUUUUUAUUUGGGACAAUUAGCCAUUUUGCUAUUCAAAUCUGGUUAA
Messenger RNA from Didymodactylos carnosus, 276 nucleotides. Lineage: Eukaryota; Metazoa; Rotifera; Eurotatoria; Philodinida; Philodinidae. The record is from the annotation of a GenBank genome assembly.